This is a messenger RNA of Ilyonectria robusta, 1373 nucleotides long. RefSeq lists its product as uncharacterized. The record is from RefSeq and is a predicted model, not a curated record. Lineage: Eukaryota; Fungi; Ascomycota; Sordariomycetes; Hypocreales; Nectriaceae. Bases 38 to 1168 code for a protein of 376 amino acids. The transcript has 4 exons.
CGCCGCUCUCCAUCCUCCACGCUCCCCUCCUCAGACCAUGUCGAGAUCAUCCCGAAACCCGCCCCCCACCGGCGCCGGCGCCACGCGACAGAACGAAUACUUCGUGCCUCGCGAUGGCAUCGACCGCGAGGUCAUCUCCGCCGACAUCUGUCGCUACCUGGGCAACGAUGCCUUGGUGCGUCCCGGCCACUACGAGAACCCGCAAACCGGCCAAGUUGUCCAAGGCUACUACAUCACCGCCUACAGGAACCUAACAACAGCCAUGAUUGAGGAUCUCAAGGCAGACUCCGCACGAUGGGACAGCGAGAGACGAGCGCAGACUUCGCGCAAUACCACUGGAGGUAUUCAUGCCUCGAGAAAUGCCAGUGGCGUUCCCGCGAGACACUCAUCUAACUCACCUGUAGUACAAUACCGCUACUCCGAGACGCACCAAUCUCGUCAACACCACGGCCCUACCGAAGCUUCCUACCAGCAGGAUCCCUAUGCUCGUGACUCCGGCUUUGACGGCCCCAGAUACCCAGGCACAGGCGCUCCCGGAUACACUGGUGCCGCUGGCUCAUCAUACCAGCAACAGGCCUAUGCCGCCACAAGUGGUGGUGCGUAUGGGAGCUACCCGCAGCCCCAACAGUCUCCUCCCCCCACGGAUCCCAGAUACGGCUCUACUCCCCAGUCCGGCUCCGUGUUGAACCAGGCCUUCCAGGCAGCCCAGGACCCCUACACCGCCAUGGGAACAAACUUGAACCGAAACCCCAGAGGAUACGCCGCCAAUGACCCGUAUGCUAACCCGGCCGCUUCAGCCGCCCCGUCUCAGCAGGCCGCCUAUGCCACCUCCGGCGCAUCACAACCAGGAUACCCGGCCACCACUUCUCCCUUCCAGUACUCUAGCCAGGUUCCUCCCCCAGCUGCUCAGUCCUAUGCUACGAUGCAGCCCCAGGACCCCUUCUACGGUCGCGCAGGCCAGUCCACUCAACAACAGCAGGGUUAUGCAACCCAGGCACAGCAGCAACAACAACAGCAGCAGCCACAGUAUGAUGAAACCCCCCGCACUCGCACUUCAGCGACACCAUCAAAUGCUCAAACAAAUCCCAGUGGUACGAGUAGCCGCCGUAGUGAACGUGAGAGCGACAGGCAUUCUUCCGACCGACACCACAGGGCCCCUCGUCGAUAAGCGUCCUUGGAGAACCGAGACAGAUCCCCCCCCUUUGAACUUGACGAGGCUACCCACCGCCCUCGCGAGUGUGUGAUGAUUUCUGCAUAAUGACCGGGUCAAAUGGAGUACGGCUUUUUCCCUUGGAUCGACGUCUUUCGUCCCGUCUUUUUUGUUCCACGGAUAAGGUCCCAGGUUUUCUUUCUCUGGCUGGUGCCACCCAGAG